Tigriopus californicus is the source of this 1268-nucleotide messenger RNA. RefSeq lists its product as uncharacterized. Bases 125 to 511 code for a protein of 128 amino acids. The transcript is spliced from 3 exons. NCBI's taxonomy places the organism in Eukaryota, Metazoa, Arthropoda, Copepoda, Harpacticoida, Harpacticidae. The record is from RefSeq and is a predicted model, not a curated record.
UCUUUCUCGCUUGACUAUCAGUCUCGCUCCUUGGAUUCUCGGCCAAAGACAGUUCAGCGUAGAAUUGAAAGUGAUGUCCCAAUGGUCUUGAGGUACAAUCUCAUUUCCAUGGAACUCGGUCAAAAUGAACGUCUCGUUAAUCGUCAGAAGAGGCUCCUCCUGGAGUUUCCAUCCAAGUCACGAAUUUUGGGCUUGUUUGAAAUUCAUUGCAACGAGCGGACAUGGACUGCGGUCGCUAAUCCAGGAUCAAUUUAGCUCUCCGUCAAAAGGGUUGAAGGCUUCCACAGACUUCCUUUCCAGCUUCCAUACGAACAAUGGGUCCACUGUGAUUAAAUGCAAGCAUGACACCCGGCUUCGACCGACCGACCGACAACAGAGGCGUGGCAAGUUUUCUCCCGAUGAGCAUUCAAUGCGAAAACUUUCCAGUAACUUGGUCAGGAUUUGCGGUGGAGCAAGAGACAGGGGAGAAAUGGCCUCUCCAGUAAAUGAAACCUCUCUCAAAUGGCAAUAAUCAUUUUGACUCUGACCAAGGGCAAGGGAGGAGGAGGAAGAGGAGAAGGGGUGUUGACUAUUUAGACAAAGUUCCUCCUCCUCAAAGAGGGAUAGAGGGAUUUCCUGAGCGUACACUUCACUCGAGAUUACAUUACGUACAUUCCGAAGAUUCCAUUUUGUGUAAACGCAAACAAUACGGUUGGUACAGUAUUUGAGAUAGUGUUGACAAAAGAGAAACUUGGUAAGAAAAAGGUCUCCCUAAUCCAUCGACUUCAAUGGUUUGGCAAUCAUGACAAAGAAUGGCGUUGGGAACGCAAAGCUGGUCUUAUUUCUUUACGUCGUCCACCAAAAGGAUCCCUCAAGGCAGUAGACUUCAUUAACGUCAUUUGGAGCGGUAAGUGGCAGCAUAUUGGGAUAAAUUGUCUCCAGGCUCUGCUGUUACUCGGUCCAUCUCAUUCCACAAUGGAUGUUCACUCUUAAUGUACAUAGAAGACGGAAGAAGUCAGUCCUUGGCGGUCUCGGUCAACAAUCGGCAUUGACAAUCUCGACCAUCAAACCGUUACUUCUCCGUGGUCUUUUUUAGCCAGUAGGAUCUAUUGAUUUGAGCAACUUUCUUCAUUUAGAAGCGGUCGUCUUUCCGGGAAGUACGUAGGUAAAAGCUCAACGAUGGCAAUGAAAACAACCAGCCAAAAUUCCAGAUUCACUGAACGCUUUCAGAAAACUCUCUUCAACAGGAUUUGCUAUACUUCAGGGUGUGCUGCAAUAUUUGAUAUUUU